AUGGCUUCGCCAUCUCAAUUUGUUCAUCUAGUUGAGUCUAUUUCUUCAAUAUCUUUGAGUUCUUCAACCGAUGAGAGCUUAUCUAAUGGGGAUCAUCAGAUGAUUUCACAACGCUAUCGCAAACGAGUUCAAAAUAUGAUGAAUUUGCUUAUUGCACCACAAAUGGUUAAACUACUGUCACUACCAGUUAGAAGACGACGUAUAUGUAAUGAUCGAGAGGGAAGUCAUCGACAAAUAUGGAGAGAUUACUUUGCUGAUGAUUGCAGUUAUCCAUCAGAUUACUUUCGCAGACGAUAUCGGAUGCACCGAGAGUUAUUUCUUCGCAUUUUGAAGGACAUUGAAGCAUACUGUGAGUAUUUUGUCCCAAAAAAGGAUUGUACUAGACAUCGUGGGUGCUCAUCCAUACAAAAAAUGAUCACUGCAAUACAUAUACAAGCCUAUGGAUUAUCUUCAGAUCACUAUGAUGAGUACCUAAAGAGUGGUGAAACCACUGUGAUUAACAAUUCUAUUAAACUCAUAACUGACAAUUUUAUUGAACUCAUCCCGAAUUCGAUCCCAUAA
Molecule: messenger RNA, 561 nt
Organism: Camellia sinensis
Lineage: Eukaryota; Viridiplantae; Streptophyta; Magnoliopsida; Ericales; Theaceae
Source: RefSeq, a predicted model, not a curated record